UCAGCUGACGGGCGGUCCGCGUGAGGAGGGGAGCUCGCCGCCGUAGCUCCCGACGCUUCCGACGCCGCCGCGGCCGCGAAGAUGGCGGCGGAAAUCCACUCGCGGCCGCAGAGCAGCCGCCCGGUCCUGCUCAACAAGAUCGAGGGCCACCAGGACGCCGUCACCGCGGCGCUCCUCAUCCCCAAGGAGGACGGCGUGAUCACGGCCAGCGAGGACAGAACAAUCCGGGUAUGGCUGAAACGAGACAGUGGUCAGUACUGGCCCAGCAUUUACCACACGAUGGCAUCUCCUUGUUCAACCAUGGCUUACCAUCAUGAUAGCAGAAGGAUAUUUGUGGGCCAGGACAAUGGAGCCAUAAUGGAAUUUCAUGUCUCUGAAGAUUUUAACAAGAUGAACUUUGUUAAGACCUAUCCAGCUCAUCAGAACCGGGUGUCUGCAGUCAUCUUCUGCUUGGGAGCAGAAUGGGUUAUCAGCACCGGUCAUGACAAGUGUGUCAGUUGGAUGUGUACUAGGAGUGGAAAUAUGCUUGGGAGAUACUACUUCACUUCUUGGGCUUCAUGCUUACAAUAUGACUUUGACACCCAACAUGCCUUUGUUGGAGACUAUUCUGGGCAGAUUACACUGCUAAAGCUCGAACAGAAUACCUCUUCAAUUAUUACAACCCUUAAAGGUCAUGAAGGCAGCGUUGCUUCCCUGUGGUGGGAUCCUGUUCAGCGGUUACUCUUCUCAGGAGCAUCUGACAAUAGCAUCAUCAUGUGGGACAUUGGGGGAAGAAAAGGCCGGAUGCUGUUGCUUCAGGGCCAUCAUGACCGGGUGCAGUCUCUUUGUUACCUUCCACUCACAAGACAGCUCGUUUCUUGUUCAUCUGAUGGGGGAAUUGCUGUCUGGAACAUGGACGUCCGAAGAGAAGAGGCUCCUCAGUGGUUAGAAAGUGAUUCUUGUCAGAAAUGUGAACAACCCUUUUUUUGGAACAUAAAGCAGAUGUGGGACACAAAGACACUGGGGUUAAGACAGCAUCAUUGUCGGAAGUGUGGGCAAGCAGUGUGUGGGAAGUGCAGCACCCGGCGUUCCACAUACCCAGUGAUGGGCUUCGAGUUCCAAGUCCGCAUGUGUGACUCUUGCUAUGACUCCGUCAAAGAUGAAGAUCGCACCUCUCUGGCAACCUUUCAUGAAGGAAAACAUAACAUUUCUCACAUGUCUAUGGAUGUUUCUAGGGGACUAAUGGUGACCUGUGGGACUGAUCGUGUUGUAAAGAUAUGGGACAUGACACCUGUAGUCGGUUGUAGUCUUGCAACUGGAUUCUCCUCCCGCUGACCUGGGACCUGGUCAGUUUAUGCACCUUAUGUACAGCAACAAGCACCAAAUGAAGUCCUUCCUGUGAAUAGCUCCACAAGUUCUGGUUGCUUGAAUAUCCAGUGACCAUUUUAAAAACAAAGUUUAAAAAAGUUUUUGUUCUGUAGGACACUCCUGGAACCACCCUGAUGCAGAUAUGUCUCUAAUCGCCUUGGUGUAGGGGUGGAUAUAAAGGAUUGUCUGUAAUGUGAGUCCUGGUAUGUUAAAAUGUCCUGAAAAAAGGAAUCAUAUGAGAAGGUUAGUGGAAAACAUUGAACAGAGACAUAAAGAACUUUCAGGAAAUGGUUCCCAUAGGAUUCUAAAUCUCCUCACAAACCAGUCUAGCCAGCUUCCCAAAGCACUUUUCUGGCUUUACAGAUUGUUGGAGCAAGAAGAGCAAGGAAGACUCAAAAUACCUGGUCUAUCUUUCUUGAGGGCCAGUGAUUGAAUUCUGAAGUGCCAGAGAGUCCUGUCUGCUGCUGGGACUGGAGUACGUUCUGUAGCAUAGUGAUUGACAAGCGUCCUCAAGGCCUCUCUUCUUCUCAGGCCGUGUAAUGGUCUACACAUAUUUUGUCACCUCUAGUCAUUUGCAGCUUUCUUACCCUCCCCCCCCCCUUUUUUUUCCUGGCUCAUAUAAAUGAGUGGCUCUUUGUAGAUGUUUGUAAGUUAGUCAUAAAUUCUCUCUGUCUCUGAAGGCAGUCCACACUUGACCAUUUACCAUCCAGCAGUUAGUUUGCAGACGUUUCUAUGGUGCUGUUAAAAUGGGAAACACACUAAGCUGACUAGCUUUUCUCAUUGCAGUGAAGAAUGAUUAUGGUACCGGCAUGAUUGUAUGGGAAACAAUCCGUGUGUCCCAUCUAACAGUAUGGUCCAUUUGACACUGAUAACUUCUUUCUAAAUUAAGAAUGUGAGGGAUUGGACUAGCAAUUCAGUGUGCACCUCAGAAGAGGGAGCUAGUGUUUAAACUUUGCAGCUUUUUUCGUGGUGGUAUUUCUUGGCACUCCUCAGACUUUGCAGUCAGCAGUAACUUGCUGAUAUGAGACCUAUCAUUUUCUGUUAGUUGCUAUAACAAAGUUUGGUGUAAAGUUCAGGUAUUGUUAAAACUUUUUAGCUAGUAAUUUCCUGGACAGUGUCAGCAUUCCAUCCAUUUUAAUAUUAAAAUAUUUAUGAUUUAUUGCCUGUUGGGCUGCAGAAAUGGGCACACUUUUUAGUAUUCUUGGUUAUACUUUUUGAAGGAAGAAUUUUAAAACAGAUGGUAAUGGUGUCUGUUCCUGUGCACUAAAGUAUUUGGAUUAAAAGGCUCUGCUAGUUCGUGGUUAAUUUUGUGGGAUUAAAAUGAGUCGCAGACUCUGUUUUAUAGUAACAGUUAAGUGGACUAUCAAAUUUAAGAAAUUUAGAUUAGAAUUAACUGUUUUAAUGUCCAAUUGAUAUGAAUUGAUAGGAGCUUGGGGGAGGGGUUUCAAAUUCAUCAUGUUUGGAAUUAGCCUUCACUUAUUUCUAAACACCAGUCAUUUUUUGGCAUUAAGUACUGUUUUGGGGUUACUAUACUUGGAAGAGGUUUUGUUUUUGAAAACUUACCACUUUCUGCAAAGGGCCCCCCAUGUUGCUUACGAAAAAUGUGGUAAUUAUCUAUAUAUAUGUUAGAUUGAAUGUUAAACAUCACAUAGUAACUUUCAUUUGAACAAAUGUUCUUCCUCUGUAUUCAACCCAUAUGAAGGUGGAGUCCUGGGGAUCUGAUUGGUCCUUACAAGGAAAAUAGCAUGAUUGACUCUUUGCUAUGUUGAAAAGUACUGAACUCUGAUUUUGUUUUUUCUUAAACUUUCAAAAAAAUGUCAUGUUUCUUCCCUGUGAUAGACAGGACACAUUAUCAGGGCUUUAGGCAGGACUAUACAGUUUUGAAACGAUUUCCAUUUUUGAGAUACUUAAUGAAAAAUCAAAUGUUCCAGAGAGUGACAUGAUGUUGCUAUAGCAACUCCUAAGGUAUUUAGUUAAUAUAAAUUUAUUUAGUUAAUAUAAAUCAGGGAAGAAAUGGAUGUUAGGCAAAAAUGAGUGUAGACUAUCUAGGGAAGGCAAAGGAAAAUGGUUCAUUUUUUUUUUUUACUUGAGUUUUUAUUUUUAAACAAAACCCCCACCUUACAGAAAUGUCUUAUCACUAUCACAAAUUCAGUGGCAAAAAUGUGUAAGGAAUACUGUUUAGAGAAACACAAAUUAUUUCCUGAAUUUUACUAGUUGAAAAUGGUACUGGUAAGGUUAUAUUAUAGACACUUCAUUAAUUUUAUGUGGGGGCAGCUAGGUAGUGCAGUGGAUAAAGCACCGGGUCUGGAUUCAGGAAGACCUGAGUUCAAAUCCGGCCUCAGACACUUAACACUUACUAGCUGUGUGACCCUGGGCAAGUCACUUAGCCCCCGUUGCCCCCCCCCCCCCAAAUUCCUUAAAUAAAAAAAAAAGAUUUAAAUACAUUUUUAUGUGUAGAUAAGAGAGGGUUAUUUCAAAUUUUUCAUAAAUAGCAGUUCAUUGAUCUCUUCCUUCCUACAUGCUCACACUCAUAAGCAUUAUUAGGAAUUUCAAACUCAUAAUACUGGGGAAGGAGAUCCCUGUGUUAAGCUCUAGUAGAAAGUGCUGUGAUGAAGAAAGACCAAUUGCUUAUUUAAUACAAAUCUUUAAUUUCCCUGUGUCAGUCUUAGUGGUAGGGCCAAUCCACUUAGCUCCUUGGCAUCACGUAGAUGUAGAUGAUUCAUAACUUCAGAAAUCUCUCUAAGAGUGUGUCCUAGUUCCUAUUUUGCUGUCUAGGGCAAUUAAAAAUUAUUAUAGCACUUUCCAGUUCUUAUUCUCUUCCUGAAGAAUAUAAGUGAGUUGUAUCUUAAAUUUUCAGUCGUUUAAACUUGCCCCAAUUGUGGUUAAAAUAUAUAUAUAUAUAUACAAAAAUAGUGGUUAAAACCUAAGCAGGUAUUUUCUAAAACCAAUUUGCAUUAAAAUAACAUCUAUUUAAGUUACUGAUUCUGUUACCUUCAAAAAUUGAACAAACUAAUUGUUGCUCUUGGUGAAAUUACUCAUUAUAAACUUGAAGUUUAAUGAUGAGUAAUGUGUAGUAUAUGUAUUCAAGUGUCUAAUGCUUUGUUGUUAAAUGCAAACGAUUAUUGAAUGCCUACUGUAUUUUCUGCAGUUUACUAUACAAUACCAGUUUAAUUGUGUAAGAAAUUUGUAUUUAGGAUACAAUUUUAAGUGUUUUUUUUUCUUGUAGGGUCUUUUUUGAAUGGAGGAGUGUAGGGUACUACUAAGUAGUGUACUUUAGUCUCUUACAAGCUAUGUUUCUGCAAGAUACUCUGCCCUGCAUAACUCGGAGAGACUAGAUAAACUUUUCGCCUUGCUCCUCACUAUUUGUGGGUUUUGUUUUUGUGGGGGGGUUUUGGAAUACAUGUACAAUAAAAUAUGUUUCUUGCUUGUU
Molecule: messenger RNA, 4777 nt
Organism: Dromiciops gliroides (monito del monte)
Lineage: Eukaryota; Metazoa; Chordata; Mammalia; Microbiotheria; Microbiotheriidae
Gene: WDFY1
Product: WD repeat and FYVE domain containing 1
Exons: 12
Coding region: 82-1314 (410 amino acids)
Molecular function (GO): metal ion binding; protein binding
Source: RefSeq, a predicted model, not a curated record